CAUCAGACUGAACUUGGUAUUUUUGUACGCUUGAAUGGUUUGAUUGUUCUGAUCAAAUUGAUCUUUGAUCCACAUCUAUUCAGCUCUGCAUGUAUUCUGAUACCACUUGGUUUUUCUUUUCAAGGGUAGGCCUAAAAAAUCGGUUAGAGAGGGCCUGUCUUAUCUGUUUGGGUAACACUAAAAAUGAUUAUUUAUGGAAUUUCCCCAUUAUUAUUAUUAUUUACUUUGUGUUUUGGAUUGCGUCCUGAAGUAGUUCAGGACCAAGUAUUGUUCAAAGGAGGUGACCAGGGCGAAGUAUAUGCCUACCGAAUUCCAGUUGCUACGUUGACCUCACAAGGCAAACUGGUUGUAUAUGCUGAAGCACGGAAAUAUUCAAGAGCCGACGCAAAGUCAAAGUUUAUUUCUGGAAGAACCUCCGUAGAUGGGGGAUACAGUUGGUCCGUCGCAGAGUUUUUAGUCGGAAACUUUGCCACCAAUGAUGGUAUUAACCUUGGAGCAACGUUAUACAACGCUGAGCGCUCAGAAUUGUUAAUUUUGUACACAGAAUGUGCACAUCGAGAAUGUGAAAGUGGAGUGACCUCAAAUUACAUGUUGAAGUCAGUUGAUGGAGGCGUCUCAUGGCAACCACCAGUUGACAUCUCAAAGGAAAAUGGCACAAAUAAUAUUAAUAAUUUGUACAAUUAUUCCUGGACUGCUGGGCCAGGAUACGGCAUACAGAAGAAACUGGAGCCUCAUAAAGGUCGUUUGAUUGUGUGUGGUCAUACAGUACACGAGGAUCAUCACGGACUGGAAUGCAUUAUAAGUGACGAUCAAGGCGUAACAUGGAAGCGGGGUGCAUCUCAACCAUCUCUUCCAAAAUAUGGCCCAUUAAAAGCUGGUGGAUUUUUUGCAUCUGAAGUUCAGAUUGUCGAACUGCAAAAUGGUUCCAUUAUGUUUAAUGCUCGUAAUAGUAUGAACUACCAGUGCGCUUGUCGUGUGGUAAUGCUGAGCAAUGAUGGAGGCGACACUAUUGACUUCGACAGCAUCUACUUUGACGCCACACUGAUCGACCCCAUUGAUGCAGGAGCAAUACUUGUGCACGGAGGCUACUUAUUCUUUGUUAAUGCAGCCAGCAGCAAAUCCAGAAGCAACAUUACCUUAAGAUGGAGUGCAAAUGAAGGCAAGACUUGGGAUGGAGCCUUAAGUAUCUAUCGAGGUCCAGCAGCCUACUCCACGUUGACGAGUGUCGAUGAAAAUCAUAUUGGUGUUGUAUUUGAACGGAGUAUGAAUGGCAAGGAUGAUGCUGGAAGCAUAUGGUUUACUCUUGUUAAGAUUAAAUAGACAUUACAAGAGAGAUCUUUAAGAUCUUUAAGAUAAAUAUAAUGCAACUGGAUUUUCAUCAGAUUUAUUUUUAGCACAUUGUACUUUUGCAACUUUCACUGUUCCUCGUAAUUUUGGUGACAUUUUACUAACCUUCUAAUUAUAAUCUUUUUAUUGAUUAACAUUGGAAAAAUUUUUUUUUUAAAUGAUGGUUAAUAUGGAAAUUUCCGUUCACUAUUCGCAGAAUAUUCAGAGAACAAAAUAAAAUUGAAAAAAUAUAGGCCUAACUUGAUGUAAGGAUGACUCAUUAAGGUUUUAUUUUUUUCUCCAUGUGGUCCUGAUAUAGACCUAACCAUUUAAAGAACAUAGGAAGAGAAACGAAGAGGUAAAACAAAAAAAGGAAACUA
Molecule: messenger RNA, 1706 nt
Organism: Anneissia japonica
Lineage: Eukaryota; Metazoa; Echinodermata; Crinoidea; Comatulida; Comatulidae
Product: sialidase-1-like
Exons: 3
Coding region: 184-1320 (378 amino acids)
Biological process (GO): ganglioside catabolic process; oligosaccharide catabolic process
Cellular component (GO): membrane; lysosome; cytoplasm
Molecular function (GO): exo-alpha-sialidase activity
Source: RefSeq, a predicted model, not a curated record